AUGUCUCCUCACACUGACCGAGGCCAAAGUAGCCUCAGCUUUGCUAUUGUGUUCGUUAUUGGUGCUCCAGGUGCAGGAAAGGGUACCCUUUCAACACAUCUUGCACAGACGUACAAUCUCUAUCACUACUCCGUCGGCGACGCCUUACGUGCUUGGAUGCGCCAAAACCCUACCACCCAACUUGCAGUUGAGAUUCAAAGUAAGCUAAGAAACCAAGGCUUUGUCCCCUCCGACACGCUGAAUACCUUUAUCUACGGCGAGAUCUCCAACAUCAUCAAGAACAAGCCUGGAAGUGCAGGCAUCCUGGUCGACGGAUUCCCACGAUGCAUCGACCAGCUCGAGGCUUUCGGCCAAUGGCCCUUCCAAGACAGCUUACCGCUUGCACCUGGUGACCACAAUGGGUUGAUAAAGCCUGAUGUUGUACUCGCCUUUGAGGUGACGAAGCAGAAUGCGAAGGAGAGAUAUUUAGGCCGUGCCCGAGACACCAAUGACAGUGAAGACAAGUUCGUAAGACGUUUUGCAGAAUACGAGGUUGAGACUAUCCCUGCAAAGGAAGCAUAUCAGGAGCAGGAUAUUGUGAUAUCCGUUGAUAUCAAUGGUAAUAAAGAACAGAAUCUCGAAGUUCUUACCAAGAAGCUUGAGGAGAGCGAAAUAUGGGAAAAUGUUAUUGUCAUGAAGAGUUCAGGAACUCGAUUUCUCGUUUAG
Messenger RNA from Fusarium sp. VM40, 705 nucleotides. Lineage: Eukaryota; Fungi; Ascomycota; Sordariomycetes; Hypocreales; Nectriaceae. The record is from the annotation of a GenBank genome assembly.